AUGCAGUCCUACCUGCACGACCUGCCCUCCACCUACAACCUCGUGAUGCUUGACCUCGUCAGGCGUGGCCGCCUCCUCUACAAGCACAAUGAGGGCCGCCUUCUCGUCAAGAUCUACUUCAAGCGCGCCGGAGAGCCCCUCGAGCUCAAGUCACCGCCGGAUUCGAGGGUGGAGCCCGAGCCUCCACUGGAGCAUGGAUCAGACGUGCAGGAGGUGGAGCUCCGCAUGGAUCAUGACAUGGUCGUCGUGGGGGCAAGGAUCAUCAAGUCUGCAGGCGGCAUCAGGGGAGGUGCAGUGCCAGCUGCUGGACAUGGUUCACCCUGGGUUGCUGCUGAUGCACAAGGUGAAUUUCGAUGCCAAGACGGAGUAUGA
Molecule: messenger RNA, 372 nt
Organism: Triticum turgidum subsp. durum (durum wheat)
Lineage: Eukaryota; Viridiplantae; Streptophyta; Magnoliopsida; Poales; Poaceae
Source: the annotation of a GenBank genome assembly